Messenger RNA from Paramisgurnus dabryanus, 1110 nucleotides. RefSeq names its product myogenic factor 5 (gene myf5). NCBI's taxonomy places the organism in Eukaryota, Metazoa, Chordata, Actinopteri, Cypriniformes, Cobitidae. Gene Ontology annotation, biological process: muscle organ development; regulation of transcription by RNA polymerase II; skeletal muscle cell differentiation. Gene Ontology annotation, molecular function: RNA polymerase II cis-regulatory region sequence-specific DNA binding; DNA-binding transcription factor activity, RNA polymerase II-specific; protein dimerization activity. The record is from RefSeq and is a predicted model, not a curated record.
ACUCAAAGGUCGCCCCCUUACCAAAGAGCUCAUACACGACGAACCAUGGACGUAUUCUCCACAUCCCAGAUCUUCUAUGACAGCGCGUGCGCCUCGUCCCCAGAAGCUUUGGAGUUUGGACUCGGAGGUGAGCUUACUGGAUCCGAAGAAGACGAGCACAUUCGGGCCCCCGGUGCACCGCACCAGCCUGGCCACUGCUUGCAGUGGGCUUGCAAAGCGUGUAAGCGCAAGGCCAGCACCGUGGACCGCAGAAGAGCUGCCACCAUGCGGGAACGUCGCAGGCUGAAGAAGGUGAACCACGCUUUUGAGGCUCUACGCCGCUGCACCUCGGCCAACCCUAGCCAACGUCUUCCCAAGGUUGAGAUCCUGCGGAACGCCAUCCAGUACAUUGAAAGCCUCCAGGACCUGCUUAGGGAACAGGUGGAGAACUACUACAGCCUGCCUACGGAAAGCAGCUCUGAACCUUGCAGUCCCUCGUCCAGCUGUUCUGAGAGCAUGAUUGACUGCAACAGUCCUGUAUGGCCACAGAUGAAUCCAAACUUUGGAAACAAUUACAACUUUGAUGCACAACAUGUUGUUGCCGUUGACAGGACUCCCGCAGCAUCUAGUUUGCAAUGUUUGUCCAGUAUAGUAGACCGGCUGUCUUCGGUUGACGCAGGAGUCGCUGUGGGAAUGAGAAACAUGGUUGCUCUUUCUCCGACUGGUAGCGAUUCCCAAUCCAGUUCUCCAGACAGUCCUGACAACAGACCCGUCUACCACGUCCUGUGAAUGAGACACUCCAGCCGGUUUAGUUCGAGGACCACACAGUAACCUAUCCAGCUUAAUGAAUCCAAACUAUCCAUAAUGUUAUCAACACAUACAGACAGUAGAUCAUUUUUUACUAUGCUAUCAUGGCUGACAUUGAUUUUAUUUAUCAGUAGUAAUCGCUAUGUACUAGUAAAUGCUGUUUACUUUUUCUUUUUUAAGCAUACUUCGUAUUGUUUAUUACCUACCCUCUGUUGUAAAUAAGAUUGUAUAUAAUGAAUUUUAAUUGACUGUUAUUGUAUUCAUGUCAUGUCAUUUGUAUCAUAUUUAAUGCAUAAAAUGUCUUUGCAGUAAUAAAUCUCAAAA